AUGUCGGCGGGACAACGAGCCGAUCCAGCCCGACUUCUUCAAGAUUUACGGCCCGGACAACACCGUCGUGGAGUCCACCGCCGCCCAGCAGGCGGCCGACGACUGGUUCGCGUCGCGCCUUAUGCCGAGGGCAAUGCCUUCUGGAAGCUGGCCAUCUUACCCUGCUAUGUGCUGGCGUGCGAGCUUGUGUACCACCGUAUCGGCGUAGAGAUGGCACGGCAUGGGAAGGGGGUCAUCGACUGGGAGGUGGAACAGGACGUCGUCCUUCUCGUGGGCAUAUCCCUCGGCCACCCAGUCAUCGAGAGGGAGGCCAGCCUCACCUCCCAGCUCCAAGCCAUCUGCAAAGCCGGUGUCGAGACUCAAAAAGACGGGACACCACUAGACGAACCCCUUCUUCGUUGGGAGAAGCCGGCAAAAAGAGGCCCGCGGGACUUCCUCAAGCCACACGAAAAGCCGUUUAGGAAGGGAGUGGCCCAGUGGCAGAAGAAAAUUUCCAGUCUGGUCAUGACAUUGACAACUCGAAAUACGAAUCCGAGGCCGAGGUUAAGCCUUUGCGGCCUGACGCGCCUACUAUGGUUUACCUCGACCGUCUUCGGAAUUUGGCCAAGACGGGGCGAGCAGAUGAUUGUCUACGUGCCCCCGUCCGUGUUGAAGCAGGUCCGCGCUAUGCGCGAAGACGACCACUUCGUCGUCAUCGACGAUUACAAGACCGUCUGGGACUUCCCGAACAACAAGCACCAGAAGGAGAAUUUCGAAGUCACGCAGCCCAAGCUGUUCCGCCAGUUCGAUGGCUGGUCUGAUGACAACAAAUGGCGACGCAGGGCCGCGUACAACAAUGCCCACCUGUCGGAGACGUACAACGCCAAAUGGUUCAUCACGUACGACGCGGUCAUGCGGAACCCCUUCGGGUCGGACAAGUGGAUGUACGCCGACGCCGGGUUUCUAGAUGAGUUGGGGCCGAAAGACGAACAUGGACAGCCGUGGGGGAUGCUCCUAGACAAGUACCUGAACGAGAACAAGUUCGCCAGGUCCAUCGGGCUCAGCCAGCAUACGGGCAUAAGUACGGGCCGCCGACAUCACGAACGACUGCUGGACCGACCCACGACGCACCUGGCGAUGCCAUCACUCAUCGCCAACGCCUGGUUCGGCUCCUCGCUUGGCCUGCUGGAGUUCAGCGUCCGCUACAUGAAGACCGUCGAGGACAUGAGCGAAAAUGGCUUCUACGUUGGCCACGAGGAGUUUGUCAUCUCGCACGUGUUCAUUCGGUACCGCAACCUCGGGUUCUCGGUCCCGUUCUUUAGGCAGCCAGCGGAGCUGAACUACGUCAACUACUAUCCGGCCAAGGCCUUAUGGUCGCAGUACGGUGGCUCGUCCAUGGUUGCGCCCAUUAACGAUCCGAUGUCGACUCUGUUCUGCCCCAAGGAGUACAACUAA
Messenger RNA from Anthostomella pinea, 1434 nucleotides. Lineage: Eukaryota; Fungi; Ascomycota; Sordariomycetes; Xylariales; Xylariaceae. The record is from the annotation of a GenBank genome assembly.